AUGGCGGCCAAUCAGUCCGCGCGACAGCAGAAGCGGUCCCGACCCAGCGAUGCGGCCGAGAAGCCCGUCCGGUCAAACGACGAACGAUCAAAGAAGCGCCGAGUUUCUGGCGCCAAUGAGAGCCAGAGCCCUCAGUCAAUCAAACAAUCCAAAGCUGUGACGGUAUCCGGCAGCGAAAUCCAAACCGAAGAUGCUGAGACUAAGCAAAAAGCCCCCGCGCCGUGGUCCUUCUCUCGCCCGAUCGGUGGCCGUUAUACCAACCUGGAUCCCAUCUUGACUGAGGACGAAACAUCCCUCUUGGUCGGACUUGACACGGCCGUUCAGGUUAUCGCAACAUCUACCUCUCGCAUUACACGCACAAUUCAAUUGGAGGCAGGACAAACAAUUAUUGGGCUUAACAUCUGCCCUCAAAACCAAGACAAUCUCUAUGUGUUCACCUCGGCAGGAUCUAUCAGCAAGUGGAACUGGACCACCGGGAAGCGGAUUGCGCGCUGGGAAACUACAUCCAAGACAAUUGCGACCAGCUUGGCUUCGAUUGGCAAGGAAGAAAACAAGUCUUCUCUGUGUUUUUCUAUCAUCUCGCCAAAGGGCGGCAAGCGACAAAUCUCGGUCAGCCCGCUCGGUGAUGAGAAAAUCCAAGGUGUCACAAUUCUCGAGACCUCCCAAAAGCUCAACUUCAUCAAGGUGACCCGUAAUGGUCGUGUGGUUCUUGCAAGUGACGGAUAUCAUCUAUUCUUGGGUACUUCAAGUGGUCCAGAGCUCGAAAAUCUCGCGACUGUGCAAUAUGCCUGGCGCGAGGUGAUACUUCCUGUCCAGGGUGUCAGCUAUGACAUCCAGGGCUCAGAAUCGAUCGACCUGGCUAUCGGAACGGCGAACGGUUCUAUCCUUAUUUACCAGAAUAUCUUGGACACCCUUUUCGGCAAGGAUAGCGGCGAAAAGAAGGCAGCGCCCAGGAAGUUGCACUGGCACCGAGAGGCUUGUAACACUUUGCGUUGGUCCAAGGAUGGAAACUAUAUCAUCUCAGGCGGUAAUGAGGCAGUUAUGGUUCUUUGGCAAAUGGACACCGGCCGCAAAUCAUUCCUCCCCCAUCUCUCUUCCCCCAUCUGCAACAUCGUUGUUUCAGCAAGCGGCAGCUCUUACGUCAUCAAGCUAGCUGACAACUCCGUCAUGGUUCUGUCGACAAGAGAGCUGCAGCCUAUCACCUCCAUCACAGGUUUGCAACUGUCCCCAGACGCUGGGGCUUCCGUUGAUUCGCCGAACGGAUCUGUCGUAGCAAAGCUACACCCCCAACAACCCGAGAGACUGAUCGUUUCCGUCCCAGCCUCUCACCAAUUCAGUCAAACUCAACAUGGCUCUCAGCCCGCAAACGCGGCUGUCCUUCAGACUUAUGACAUCCGCGCCAACUCCAGCAUCUCCCGUCAAGCUCUUGCGCGCACCAAUGCCACUACAUUGAACAUUGGCCCCGAAGGUACCCGGGUCAUUGCUCCCGAUGUCAAGCACUUGGACAUUGUUCAUGACGCAAAGUGGAUGGCUACAGUCGAUUCCUGGGCCCCACACACCCAGGACGUGGAGGCCCUUGAUCGGAAAGCCGGCUCUCUCCACCAGGAGGUCUUUCUGAAGUUCUGGAAGUGGGACGCUUCAAGCGAUACAUGGGAGCUUGUCACACGUGUCGAUGGUCCCCAUUACUCUGCGAAGCACCAUUCUAGCGUUCUCGGCCUUACUUCCCGCCCAGGCUCCCACGAGUUCGCCACUCUCGGCGCAGACUCUACCCUCCGCUUCUGGUGCCCAACUAUCAAGCACCGCAGUGGUCUCAAGGCCAAGGAUCAACCCCAGCAACCUUUGAACACAUGGAAGUGCCGCGGUGUCGUUGACCUCAAGGGAUGUCUUGAUUCAGCUCAAGAUUCACCUCUCAAGUCUGCUUGCAUGUCAUUCUCCGAGGACGGCUCCGUCCUGGCUGUCUGUCUGCCCUCGACUUCCGCAGCAAACGAUGGUCUCGUUCUUCUGGUCGACGCCCGCAACUGCGCUGUGCACUACCGCCGCACAGGCGUCUUCCUUGGAAACCCCUGCUCCACUAGCUUCCUUGGCGGCCAAUUGGUCAUCGCCUCUACCCAUUCCGUCGCCGCGUGGAACACAGUCGACGACGUCGUCCGCACCAUCCAGUCUUCCGACUCUGUCGACUCGCACGGCACCGCUAACACCAUGAUCGCCGUGAACGCGCGCACCAACUCACUAGCAAUUGCUUCCGCCUCGGCACACAAGAAGAAGAACAAGGCUCGGUUCGAAAUCAAGAUCUACGACGCCUCUUCCUUCGAGGUCGUUUUCCAGGAAGCUCUCAAGAACGCACCGGUUUCCCUGCUCGCGGAUGCUUAUUCCGGUGACUACAUUGUUCUCGACAAUGCCGCCAUCGUUCAGCGACUCGGCUGCCUCGACAAGGCGUCUCAGAAGAGCCAGAACAACCAGUCUCGUGACGUCACCGGGCAGAUCGAUAGUGGGUUGUCGACUUUGUUCACCCGGUCGGAGAAGCCUGUUCACGCUCCCACCGAGGACGUGGCUGACUUCACGGCUCAGACCAAGGGUCUGUCUAAUGUGUUUGGCGAGACUCCUUCGUUCUCUCUGCCUGCCAUUGGAGUCCUUUUCAGGAACGUGGUUCAAACCCUUGGUGCCAACUAA
Molecule: messenger RNA, 2670 nt
Organism: Penicillium brevicompactum
Lineage: Eukaryota; Fungi; Ascomycota; Eurotiomycetes; Eurotiales; Aspergillaceae
Product: WD repeat protein
Exons: 3
Coding region: 1-2670 (889 amino acids)
Biological process (GO): positive regulation of transcription by RNA polymerase I; positive regulation of rRNA processing
Cellular component (GO): nucleolus
Molecular function (GO): RNA binding; protein binding
Source: RefSeq, a predicted model, not a curated record